Messenger RNA from Phaeodactylum tricornutum CCAP 1055/1, 1776 nucleotides. RefSeq lists its product with no specific name. The transcript has a single exon. Gene Ontology annotation, cellular component: membrane. Gene Ontology annotation, molecular function: serine-type endopeptidase activity. The record is from RefSeq and is a predicted model, not a curated record. Gene Ontology annotation, biological process: proteolysis. The coding region runs from base 64 to 1776 and encodes 570 amino acids. NCBI's taxonomy places the organism in Eukaryota, Bacillariophyta, Bacillariophyceae, Surirellales, Neidiaceae.
UGUGGUCGAAAGGCACUGUCAGUAAAUAACUUGAUAAGCUGAUCCAGAGAGCCCCCACAAACGAUGGCAGCCAACUCCUUGACUCCUUGGACUGAUCUCAUUUUGUCCAAUUCAGAGAACUUUUCAUGCCAACGUCAGUUUCCACGAAGCGCCCCUGACCACGAAAAUGUUGACAAUGAGCAAUCUACGGAGCCUUGGCCAAAUCCAGCAACGGAUCAUAUCGCCGAGGGACAUGGCGACGAUAAGGUGAAUUCGCAACCCUUUCAUGAGGACUCAAUGUCGAGAGACUUGAUGGCGGAGCCAAUCACUACCGGCGCAGGGUUCAAGAAAGCCUUUUGGAAGUCAUCUCGCUUCAAUACCUCGUCAAACAGCGUUUCCGAUCAAAAUAAAGGCGUUGCCAACACCGAUUCCCUUGAAGAAAAGACUCAAGAUUCUUUUCCGCAAAACGAUUUUGACGCCUCCUUCUCUGAUCUGGCUGACACACAUGACUACAUUUACCCUUUGGAGGAUUCAUUGGCUGAACAGCCAAACACCGGUUUCGCUUUUCGUGCGGAAAAAUCAAAACAGAAACUCGUCGAUGGAGAAGAGCAUGGCUGGACUAUUGCUGGUGCACAGAGUUCCUCGGCAACUACUCGGUCCGCCGCAGAGUGGGUCGAAAGUACUUCACACACUAGCGACUUUGAAUCUCAUAUACUCACUGAAGAAGUGCAUCAAGCCCAACAAAAAAGAACGAAUCGUACUUGGUUCACUCACGCAAUUGCACUUGUCUUUACGACUAUGAUGCUGGUUGAGUUGGGAUUGAGCGGCUGGAGGUUUGCUCCGUUAAACAUCAACCCACUGAUUGGACCAUCGUCCGAGCAGCUCAUAGAUCUUGGUGCACGUCAAACGUCGUUGAUUUUGGAGGAGGGGCAGUGGUUCCGUAUUGUUACACCUAUUUUUCUGCACGCUGGAAUAGUGCACUACCUAACCAACAUGCUGGCAUUCUGGUUUAUUGGUGGUGCCAUCGAGGAAGCGCACGGAAUUGCUACCGCCAUAGUGCUGUUCUUCAUUCCGGGCGUUGGCGGGAACAUUUUGGGGGCCACGUUUUUGCCUCAGUACAUUAGUGUGGGAGCUUCCGGUGGAACAUUCGGAAUGAUUGGGGGCUACUUUGCGGACAUCGUGUUGAACUGGAAUAUUUUGUGCUCUAGGGACCAUGACGAAGACGUAUUGAACUGGCGCAAAAACAUUGCCGCAAUAGCCCGUUUGGCUAUCGGAAUCAUUGCUCUCUUGGUGCUGGGUGUUACCCCGUUUAUUGACAAUUUUACCCAUUUGGGUGCACUGUGCUACGGUCUACUGUGUGGCUUGUUUGCCAUCGAGCCAGUUCCCUUGGAGGGAUCCAUUGUUAGACUUCCAUCUCGAAAAAUGAGCGACUUGCUAUUUCGCCAGAUUGGUGCUAUAGUGAGCGUCUUUUUGCUGGUGAUUACGUCGGUAGUCUUGAAUUCUAUGAAUGUUGACGACAGUCCUUGUCAUGGCUGUCAAUACCUUUCGUGUGUACCAUUUCCGUGGUGGACGGAGGCAGACGAGCGUUGGUGGAGCUGCGACGACUGUCCCUUCGUCACAGCGAAAGUACACAAUACCAACGGGGACUUAUUCUACGAUCGUAUGGAUUUGGUAUGUCCCAACGAUGUGGUUGAACAAAUUGAUAUUACGGGGAAGAAUCUAACCAGCGGAGACGAGAUCAGCAAGCUAUUGCCUUCCUACUGCCGGGCUCGUUGUGAAGACAAGUUCCAGUAUUGA